Molecule: messenger RNA, 4521 nt
Organism: Rotaria socialis
Lineage: Eukaryota; Metazoa; Rotifera; Eurotatoria; Philodinida; Philodinidae
Source: the annotation of a GenBank genome assembly
AUGAAUAAUACAGAUCAAUCACAAUACUAUAAUAAUCCAGCAGCAACACAUGCACCAACAACUAAUUUUUAUAUCCAGAAUAAUGGCAUGGAGCCGCAAUAUGGCUUAUCUGGUAGAAAUCCAGGACAAUAUCAAACACGAAUGAAUCCUCCAACAUAUAAUUAUGGGCCAAUACCGAAUGGUUUUCAGCAACAAUUUUAUCUUCCUCAAGGAUAUCCCCAAAAUCAAUUUAUGCCUUCAACUAAUCCAAGACCAAUGAAUCCUUCACAGAUUCCUAUUAUUCGACCAGCGAAUGAAACUAUGAACAAUUAUCCACAUUUUAUCGCACAAAAUGGAUAUCCACCACCACAAUAUACGCCUGGAAAUAAUAGUCUUCCAUCAGCACCAUCUGUCUAUUCAGGACAAUUGUAUCAAACUUACCCAAUACCAACAGGCUAUGCACAACAACCAGUGCAAACACAAAUGGCUAAUCAACCACAAAUAUCACAACAACAACAACAACAACAACAACAAGCAUAUAUCGCCAAUUUACAAGCACCAACACAAAUUCAUCCAACACAACCAAUUCAACAUACAGCAAUUGAUCAAUCAAAUCUUAGUGUACCGACAUCUCAACCUCAAAUACCACCGAAUAUACAACAAUCGAAUUCCUAUGUAGCACCACUAGCGACAGCAGCACCAGUGGUUCUGGAAAAACGGAAAAAAAAUCCACUGAUUAUUGUAAAUCCUGAGACACAUAAACCAGUCGAAGUAUCUGCACCAUCUUCAUCAACAUCAGCUACGACGGCAUCAGCAGUAUCUUCUACGAUAACAACGAGUGAAAAUCGUUCAAACGAAACGACAACUACAGAUUCAACUAUAGCAAAUACUAAAUCGACAAAUGAUAUAAACAAAAUACAAAAACAAACCGAAUUUCGACGACAAUUUGCUGAAAAUUUAGUCGGUUCUUCCAAUGUUCAAACAGAUAAGAAUACUACUCAAUCAACAACAUCUACAGCAUCAAAUGAAGAUUCAUCUGCUACUGCAUCACUAAAACAAAACGUAACUAAACAAUCCGAAAAUCCAGUACAACAAUCAACAUCAUCAGCGUCAUCAUCACGAUCAGGCUCAAUAUCGCGACCGAAAUCUCCGAUAUCAGUAUCAUCAAAUGAUACAUCAACGACGCCUAGUAAAGAAUCUACAUCGAGUCAAUCAUCUGAAAAACCACAACCAGGUCAUCCUGGUAUUCUUGUUACACGAAAUGUAACCGAUGAUAAAGUAGUAUCGAAAGCUAAUCAAGAUGAUAUCAAAGAGAAACGAGAUCGUAGUGACUCACUAAAACAAAUAGAAUCUGAAUCAAUGAAAACAAUCGAAGAAACAAAUGAUAAUUCAAAAUUGGCGUCUGAAGAUGCAACACCUGUAGUUAAUCAAGAAACUAGUUCAAUUGUUCCUGAAUCACAAUCAACAACAUCAUCCUUCGACAGAGUUACACCACCACAGACACCAACAAUCAUCAAUGAUGAAAAAUCUGAUGCACUACCGAAUCAACGCUUACGUUAUGAUCGUCAUGAACUUUUACGUAUUCGUGAUAGCUCAGCACCAUUUCCAAUUCCACAAAAUCUUCCUGAUCUCGAUAUUGUUAUUAAUCGACGUGAUAUUAAUCCACGAUUUUCCUAUAAUGGCACAAAUAGUCAAGGACGUAUAAAUCCUCCAUUUCAUCGACAAUUAUCAUCGAGUAAUCAUCCAUCCUUGACACGUUAUCCAAAUAAUGCAAAUUCUGCAACUGAUUCAAGACGUAAAACAGGAAUCUAUCUAUCAGCUGAACCUGACUUCAGCAAUCGUGUUGAAAAUCCAUAUAAACCAAUUGACCAAGCGACUCUCGAUGCGAACAAGAAAGUUUUACGUGAUGUUAAAGCAAUAUUAAAUAAAGUCACACCACAAACAUUUGAUAGAUUACAGAAGAAACUUGAAGCAUUAGAAAUUGAUCGUUAUGAAAAAUUGGAAGGAAUGAUUACAAUUUUCUUUUCCAAAGCAGUUGAUGAACCAGCAUUUAGUUUUCUAUAUGCAAAAUUAUGUAAACAAUUUCAAAAAAAACAAGUCACAGUACCAGGUGAUGAUGGUAAAUUAAUAACAUAUUACUUUCGUCAAAUAUUAUUAACACGUUGCCAGAAAGAAUUCGAAAAUGAUUAUAGACAAGAAAUUGAAUAUGAAAAACGUAAAGCUGAAGUUGAAGCACUAAUAGAUGACAAGAAACGUAAAGAAGAAGCGGAAAAAUUGGAAGAAGAUCUUGUCAAAGCUAAACGAAGAAAAUUAGGAAAUAUUUUUUUUAUUGGUGAACUAUUUAAAUUACAAAUGUUAACUGAUACAAUCAUGUAUGAUUGCAUAGAAUAUUUACUUCGUGAUAAAUCUGAUGAAGAAAGCAUUGAAUGUUUAUGUCGUCUAUUACGUACGAUUGGUAAAGAACUUGAUGGUAAAGCUCUCGAAAAAACUGUGAAUAAAACUAAUUUGGAAAAACAUUAUCGUGAAUUAGAUGGUAUCAUUAAAGAGCAAAAAACAUCAGCACGUAUUCGUUUCAUGAUUCAAGAUCUUAUGGAAUUAAGACAAGCUGCAUGGGUUGCUCGUCGUGCCGAAGCUAAACCAACAACAAUUGAUGAAAUUCAUGAACAAGAACGUUUAAAACGUGAGCAACAAGAACGCGAUCAAGAACGUGAUCGACAACAACGCCGCGAUCCAAAUCGUUCUACUGUUAUUGGUAGUACCUAUAGUGGUAAUAAUCAACAACAGUAUAAUGAUGGACGUGGUAGUCGUGGCAGUGGAAUUAAACAGCAAUCGAAUAGAAAUGACGACGAUAGAGUAGAAAAUCGUUUCAGUGUUAAUAGUUUAAGACAAUUACAAUCCAAUGAUAAACGAAAUCAAGGCCCAUUUGCAAUGAGUUUAGCUCCACAACGUACAUGGACGAAAGGAUCAGGCAUUGAAAAGAAACCUGAAGAAGAUCGUUCAUUUGGUGGACGCACUGGUAAACCACCAGCAGGUCCUAUUCAGCAACUUAAAGGUAAAGUCAAUUCAUCUCAAGGAGGUUCAACUUAUCCUAUGCAACGUCAAUCAUCACGUGAAUUAGCACGUGAAAAUAGUUAUCGUGAUCGCGAAAAUGCCUUACAGUCAUUACGUAAAACAACGACUGGCAGUGGAGUAAAUAGUCCGGUCAAUGCAGCUGGUACUUCAUCCAUGACAAAUUCUCGUGAAGGUUCACGUAAUGUUAGUCGUGAACAAUCACGUAAUGCAUCACGUGAAUCAAGUGUCAGUGAACGAAUGUCAAAUGUUGGUUCAUCCGUACAAUCAGGUAAAGCAUCCAGUGAAUCAACGACAAUAAUUAAUCAAGAUCCAUCGAAUACGACGUUUGAUGAAGAAAAAACUAUAGCUCGUGUACAUUCACUCAUUGAAGAAUACACAGAAAAUUAUUCAAAUCUAACUGAUCGACCUGUGAAAGAAGCAUUAGAAGAUUUAGCCGCAUUUUGUACACGAAGCCUUGAUCAACAAGCAAUUAUUGUUCGAGAAUUAUUCACUAGUGUUUUAGAAGCUAAAUCACGAGCCCGUCGAGCUGUUGGACAUUUACUUGAUGCUGCACAUAAUGAUGAUAAUAUUUCUGAAACAGCUUUUGUUGCUGGUGUUAAAAUGAUUAUUGAAGCUGCACCUGAUUAUGCUGUUGACAUUCCUUUAAUUUGGCAAUAUAUAGGUGAAAUUCUUGGUGCAUUUAUUGGUGCUCCAACUUCAAAUAUGGCACUAUUGAAACCAAUUUUUGAAUCUGUUCCCGACGAUAAAGCGAAGCAAUUCUUUCAAUUUACUAUUCGAUAUGCAACCGAAUUCUCAUCUCAGUCACGCAUACAAAGUUUUUGGCAAUCAUCCGGUUUUUCUCUAAAUGAUUUAAUUAAAGUUGAUCGAAUCGACUCUACAUUUUCAAAUGAAUUUGACUGGUUAUUUGAUACACCUGAAGUCGAACAAUCAACGUCACAAACCAAAGAAAAUCAUUCUCCGCAUCCUGAUCCACAGCUUGUUAAAUUAUUUAAAUCUGUUAAUGAUCAAGGUACCACAAUAACUGAUCCAGAAAUAAUCACAUAUAUUCGUGAGCAUAUGGAUCCAAGCGAAAAAUUUUAUAUUCGAAAUAUUGUUUUAUCUUAUUUGGAAGCAUGUUUAAUUAAUCGUGAUCCACAAAAGAAAAUUCAAGAAGAUAUUGCGAAAAAACGAAUGACUGUACUAAAUGCUAUUAUUGAACAUAAAUCAGAAGCAGAAAUCCAAGCAGUUUAUGCCAUUCAAAAUUUUGUUAAUAAACUUGAACAUCCACCAAAAAUGGCUCGACUACUAUUCGAUAUAUUCUACGAUGAAGAAUGUGUGAGCGAAGACGCAUUUUUCGAAUGGCUUAAACAUCCAGAUCAAUCAGAAACAGAAGGACAUGCUGUUGUCGAAAUAUCAACCAAAGACUUUUUUACUUGGUUACAACAAGCUGAAACAGAAGUUGAAGAAGGCGAAGAAGAAGAAGGAAGUUAA